Panicum virgatum (switchgrass) is the source of this 1951-nucleotide messenger RNA. RefSeq lists its product as uncharacterized. Gene Ontology annotation, molecular function: protein binding. Bases 599 to 1951 code for a protein of 450 amino acids. NCBI's taxonomy places the organism in Eukaryota, Viridiplantae, Streptophyta, Magnoliopsida, Poales, Poaceae. The record is from RefSeq and is a predicted model, not a curated record. The transcript has a single exon.
GGGUGUGCCUGUUUUGCCUGUGGCAUCGUUGGCCUGGCAACCAUCAACAUGUCUUCUGGUGGUUGGAGGAUUCUUUUGUCCCUCCGAGGUAGGGCUGCUCGUGGCUGCCUUGUGAGGUUAGUAUCCCCUGUGUGUUUGCUGUCCCAACCCGAGAAAUCGAGUUGGUUCUUUGUCCCCACCUGUUUUGGUGGUCCUGUUCUACUUCUGGGUACCUCGUCGUCUGGCGAUUCGGGGCUUUUGGCAGCUCUUGAGGCGUCAGAUUCCUCAUCGUCUGGCGAUGCAAUGGCCGAUGGCCAUCAGUCGGGUCGUUCAGCGUCAACAAGGCACGUCAGAAGCGAUGUGCUGCUCAAGACGGCAUCAAAAAACUGUGUUUCUUCGCCAGUGAGGAGGUCGGCUUCAAGCUGCAUGCUCCAGCCACCGGUGGCGAGUAAGUCCGGGAGAAGCUUACAAGGACUAGAGUGUAAUUUCUUUAUCUUUCAGGGAUGUCUUUGUAAAUUGUGGGUUGUAAUCACCAAAACAUAUGAAUAAAAUAUAAUCCCGGUUUCUAAAAAAAACGAAGCCGGCCGGCCUUUUGUCCUUUGCUCCGUCGCUGCAUGCGAUGGCGACCUGCCGGCCGGCCAUGCCGUCCUUCUCCACCAGCUGUCCUCCGUCAACGGCGGAGCAGGCAAGAGCUACCUCCUCGCAGCAUCUACUCAGCUUCCUGCCCCGACGCGCAACGUGGCCGGCGGCCUCAGAAGGGCGCCGCCCAUCCUCAUCGGAGACGGUGGCAACUGGCAACUCUUCACAUCUCAGGCAGGCCGUCCAAAUGAGCGAGAGCGAGGCUCCUGCUCCUGCUCCUACUCCUACCUCGGCGGCGUUGGCAGCAGCAGCACCGCCGGCGUCGCCGUCCCUGCCGGACGACGAGGACAUCCUCCGGAUGAUCCUCCUGCGCCUCCCGCCGCUCCCCUCCUCCCUCCCGCGCGCCUCCCUCGUCAGCAAGCUCUGGCGCCGCGUCGUCUCCGACCCCGGCUUCCGCCGCCGCUUCCGCGCCCACCACAAGACUCCUCCGCUGCUCGGAUUCUUCUUCCACAACUUCAACCUGCAAAGGUCAUGGCACGUCUUCACCCCCACUCUGGCCGCCUCCGACCGCAUCCCGCCCGCGCGCUUCGCCUGCCCCAGCAAGGGCUCCUUGCUCGGCUGCCGCCACGGCCUCGCCCUCCUCGAGGCCGGCUCCACGGCCGUCGUCUGGGACCCCAUCACCGGCCGCCGGAGCUCCGUCGACUUCCCGCCGGAGCUCACCCUCAACCGCAACGUCACAGUCUACCACGGCGCCGUCCUCGGGGAUCCCGCCGGCUCCGGCGGCUUCAGAUUCAGACUGAUCAUGGUAUCCUACCGCGUCUUCCAGGGGACCCUCCGCGCGUCCAUCUACGACUCGGAUUCUGGAAAUUGGGGCCAGAUCAUCUCGACGGCGGCCUUCUCCGACUGCUUCAAGCCCGGCGUCCUGGUCGGUAGCAAGCUCUACUGGCUGAUCCGCCACCGCAGCGGCGGGUUCCUCGAGCUCGACGUGGAUCGCCGGAGCCUGGCCGUGAUCCGGCUGUCCGAGGACAUCCCUGUUCCCGAGGGCGCCCAUGUCCAGGCUCUGCGGACGCGGGAUGGAGGGCUUGGCGUCGCGGUCGUGGCGAAGCGGAGGAUGCAGCUCUGGGGGAGCACCGCCAUCUCCGGCGAUGUGGUCAGAGCGGUGCUGCAGAAAACCGUUGAUCUGGAGCAGCUCCUCUCGCUUCCAUUGCCGUCGACGAACGCGCACGAAUCAUCCGUCGUGGGGUACGAUGAGGACACCAACACGAUCUUCGUCUGGACGAGCGUGGGUGUCUUCAUGAUCCAGCUCGAGUCGAUGGAGUUCACCAAAGUUUCUGAAGACACCUGCAUUCGUGGCUAUUAUCCCUUCGCGAGUUUCUACACUCCUGGUAAUUAA